UAGUAGCUAUCUAUCUGACUAAGUAACUGAUAAUAAUUUUACCGCUUGAUUAAAAUUAUGUUGUUUUAUAGGAUAUCGAUUAGUGUAGUGUGUUUAACAGCAGUUUUUUGUGUUGUUGAAAGCAAAAGAGUCAAGAGAGUGAUCGGUGGAUCAGACGUGCCUUGUGGCUAUGAAGUUGGAGUUGCAUCUUUGAGAAAUGCAACUAGUUUGCGCCACCUGUGUGGCACUGUUAUUCUGUCACCUCAAAUUGCUAUAACUGCAGCGCAUUGCGUGGAACAUGACCCAGAAGAAUAUUCAAUCUAUCUCAACAACUAUUGUAACAGAGAUAACGAGACAGCACCGCACACUCAAGUUUUGGAAGUCAUUAAACAUCCUUCAUACAAUCAAAUCACACGAGCUCAUGACAUUGCAGUGUUGCGGUUGGAACUUGAUUUGGAUGACACAACUUGGCUUGACGAUACAGUGUUACCCAACUCCUCUUUCGGCAUAUCAGAAGACUGUACAAUUUACGGUUACGGCUACAGAGAUUUAAAGAAAAAAGAGAUUUCUCAGACUCUACUCGCUGCAAACGUGAAAAUUGUAUCGCUCUAUGAAUGCAAUAAAGCACUGGGACAAUACGUGGCUCCGAAAUAUGACAGUGGAAUGUUGUGUGCUCUUGGAAAUAGAGUGGACGCUUGUGAGGGUGACUCCGGUGGGCCACUCAUAUGUUCGGGCAAAAUUGAAGGUCUCUCUAGUUACGGCGUCAGCUGUGGUAUACCCGGUCUGCCUGGAGUGUAUACCAGCAUUCGGGCUAACUUACAUUGGUUGCGGGGACUUCUGGAAGAUGAAAAGUAAACAAAUAAAUAGUUGAUCGAAUAUGUA
Molecule: messenger RNA, 861 nt
Organism: Pararge aegeria (speckled wood butterfly)
Lineage: Eukaryota; Metazoa; Arthropoda; Insecta; Lepidoptera; Nymphalidae
Product: kallikrein 1-related peptidase b3-like
Exons: 5
Coding region: 58-834 (258 amino acids)
Biological process (GO): proteolysis
Molecular function (GO): serine-type endopeptidase activity
Source: RefSeq, a predicted model, not a curated record